AUGGCAACAAAUGCGACGUCUCAAGGUAGUUGUGCUGCUGAAACACCCAAAUCGAGUAGUGAAAUGUCACCUCAGCAGCAGCAGCAAAAUCAAACGGCGACACCAACGCUGAACAAUUUACUCCGAACAGAUGGUACUGCUACUCCUGGGACACCGGUGUACAACAUGGCGCCACAAGGGCCUCAGCCGCAGAAUGUACAACAGCAAAUGCAAAUACCACCACAUAUUCAACAUAUGCUAGUUCCACCGCAGUCUAACUUCUCGUCUCCGGGACAGAGUGGCUUCUCCUAUUUUAGCUUUAUGGGUGACUUCUGA
Molecule: messenger RNA, 315 nt
Organism: Cercopithifilaria johnstoni
Lineage: Eukaryota; Metazoa; Nematoda; Chromadorea; Rhabditida; Onchocercidae
Source: the annotation of a GenBank genome assembly